UUAGAUGAAUGUUGAAUAACAAGUAAAGCUGAAGAUGGAUAUGUUCAAGAAGACUACUUUUGUAAGGUUUUGCUUUGCGUCUGCCUCCAUGUUGCCAGAGGAACUUGGACUGUCAACUGAACAGCUGAUUUGUCUGUACAAAGAAUGCAUAGAGAUGGCUAAACACUGUUAUGAUAUAGGUACCAUGAUAAAAUCAUGCAUGCAGUACGUAGUGCAUAGCAACAGCUUAGGUAGACAUGCUGAUUCACUGAGGUGUCUGAAGGAAAUAUUACCGUUAGCUGUAACAAUACCAUGUUAUGAGUUAAUGGUUCAUCAGUUUUUGUCCAUCACAUAUAGGGAGCUCAACGAGUUUGAAAACGUUGUCUUGCACGCCAAGAAAUGGAUCGAAAUUGCUCAAACUAUAGGCGAUAAAGAAAACGAAAUGUAUGGACAUCAUGAAAUGGGAAAUGCGUUUUCAUUCUUAGCUCGUUAUGAUGAUGCUAUUGACUGUGGCAAAAAAUGUCUUAAAAUUGCCCAGGAAAUUGAUAGUGCUGAAGGCAUGAUGAUCGCAUAUGACUGCAUAGGAGUCGCAUAUAAAUACAUGGAGAAAUAUGAUGACACUAUUCUGUAUGCGCACAAGCUCCUUGAUUGCGCCUUGAAAAACAACGAUCAGGAGGCUAUGAUGAAUGCGUACUUAAUGCUGGGAGAUGGGUUUUCAUCCUUAGCUCGUUAUGAUGAUGCUAUUGACUGUGGCAAAAAAUUUCUUACAAUUGCCCAGGAAAUUGAUAGUGCAGACGACGAGAUGAAAGCAUAUAACCUUAUAAUGGACGCAUAUGAAAACAUGGAGAAAUAUGAUGACACUAUUCUGUAUGCGCACAAGCUCCUUGAUUGCGCCAUGAAAAACAACAAUCAGGAGGCUAUGAUGUAUGCGUACUUAAUGCUGGGAGAUGGGUUUUCAUCCUUAGCUCGUUAUGAUGAUGCUAUUGACUGUGGCAAAAAAUUUCUUAAAAUUGCCCAAGAAAUUGAUAGUGCUGAUGGCGAGAUGAAUGCAUAUAAAUGCAUAAUAGUCGCAUAUAAAUACAUGGAGAAAUAUGAUGACACUAUUCUGUAUGCGCACAAGCUCCUUGAUUGCGCCAUGAAAAACAACAAUCAGGAGGCUAUGAUGAAUGCGUACUUAAGGCUGGGAAAUGCAUUUUUUUCCUUAGCUCGUUAUGAUGAUGCUAUUGACUGUGGCAAGAAAUGUCUUACAAUUGCCCAGGAAAUUGAUAGUGCUGAUGGCAUGAUGAUGGCAUAUGACUGCAUAAGGGUCGCAUAUGAAAACAUGCAGAAAUAUGAUGACACUAUUCUGUAUGCGCACAAGUUCCUUGAUUGCGCCAUGAAAAACAAAAAUCAGGAGAUUAUGAUGAAAGUGUACUUAGAGCUUGGAAGAGCACAUCGUGCAUUGAACCACUAUCAAGAGGCCAUUGACUUUGGACAGAAAUGCAUUGAAAUAGCAAGGGAAAUAGAAGACAGACGCAUUGAAGUCAGGGCUUACCUAUUAAUGGGGCAGAUAUAUAACGCUCUUUCCGACUUCGACAAUGCAAUUAUCUAUGGCAACAAGUGUAUUGAGCUUGCAAUAACUAUUGGCGAUAAAGAUGUUGCGGCUCAUGCUUAUAGCUUACUUGGAAAGAUAUAUUAUUCCUUGGAGAAAUACGAUGAUGCCAUUUCCAACUGCAACAACUGUCUUCACAUUGACAAGGAAGAUAUUGAAGAAAAAAGUGCUCACGUUACUGCGUAUCUGACUUUGGGAAAGGUAUACCAGUCUUUGGAGAAAUACGAUGAAGCCAUUCAGAAUUACCAGCAAUGUAUAGACAUCGUGAACCGUUUUGGCAUCGAAAAGAGAGAGGAGGCCGGUAUUUAUAGCUUACUUGGAGAUAUAUAUUAUUCCUUGGAGAAAUACGAUGAUGCCAUUUCCAACUGCAACAAGUGUCUUCACAUUGACAAGGAAGAUAAUGAAGAAACAACUGCUGACAUUAAUGCAUAUCUGACUUUGGGAAAGGCAUACCGGUCUUUGGAGAAAUACGAUGAAGCCAUUCAGAAUUACCAGCAAUGUAUAGACAUCGUGAACCGUACUGGCCUCGUAAAGAGAGCGGAUAUAGCAGCGUAUCUGGGUAUAGUAGAGAUAUAUGUUAUACUGAAACAUUACAAUGAUGCAGCACGAUACUUUAAGAAAUGCAUCGACGUGGCACAGAAAACUGGUGAGAAAGAGAUUGAAGCACGAGCAUGUCUCGUUCUUUCGUCUGUAUACCACGCAUCAGGUGAUAAGGAAAGCAUCGAUAAUGUCAUCCAAUACGGUAAGAAAUGCCUAGACAUCUCUCAAGAAAUUGGCGACAAAAAAACUGAGAUGGAAGGACAUGUUAUUCUCGCUCAAGUAUAUAAUCACUCGUUGCAGUCGAAUGAAGCGUCUCAGAGUAUAGAUGCAGGCAUGGCGAUUGCUACAGAGCUUGGAGACAAAGAAGCUGAAGAAAAAUUAAAAGAAAUUCGUUCUACUCUUUAUACCAGAGUUGGUUUGCGUGAGAAGGUUGAUGCUCCCUCAGUAAAGGAAUUAUUAGAGGUACCAACAUGUUCUGAAGAUGAGCUUCUACAGGAUCUUGACCAAGCGGUGAAGACAGGCGAUAAGUCAGAGAAACAUAGAGUUUUAUUGAGGCUUUACAAUUUGUAUCAUGUCAAAAGAGAUUAUGAAAAAGCAAUCAAUUGCCUUGAGCAGAUGAAGGAGAUGGACAUCGGUCGUUCUUUCAACUUGUUCUGUUGUGCACAAAUCGGAAACCAGUAUCAUUCGAUGGGUCAGAAUGAAAUGGCUUUACGCAGUUUCGAAGAAGGUCUAUCUUUUGCUGAGUCUUGUCCUGAUAAUGAUAGGCACCUAUCCCAAUUCUAUCAUUGCUUUGGUCAAUUAUUGUAUGAAUUGAAAAUAGGACUGGACUUGGCAGAACAUUGUCUAAGAGAAGCUAUACGAUGCUUUGAAGCGAUCUUUACCACACUUGGUACUCAUGAUGAAUUCAAGAUCUCAAUUUUCGACGAAUAUUUUCAUAGUUAUAAGCUGUUGGCAAUACUGUUAAUCAAAGGCGACCAGAUGAAGGAAGGGCUUUUAGUGUUAGAUCGUUGUCGUGCAAGAGCCUUGAAAGAUCUUAUGAUGUCACACUUCAAGAUGAAACAAGAGGAGAGCAAUGAUGAACACCUAGAGUACAGCGAUGUUUUGUCUCUGGUCUCAAGAAAUGACUUCAGCAUUGCCUUUUACUCACUUUGUUUUGAUGGUUUUCUGAAGUUUUUUGUUGGAGGGGAGACAAAUUUGCAUUAUUCAUUGUGUAGUAAUCAUUCGCUACAGAUAGACGUCGUUACGUUGUUUAACGAAAUGGGUGUUCGUGAGGUGGUUAACUGUGAGAACAGGUCCUUGGACAAAGAAGAAGAUAUUCAAAAAGAACAAAGAAGAAGCCAAGAAGAAUACGAGGAACUUAAUCAAGCAACGGCAUUACUGCUGAACCUCGAUUCGAACAGAGGAGAAUCUAAUGAGAAUAGUGCUGAAACCAAGGGAUCUACUCUAGAAGAUCUAUUUGAUAUAUCAGAAUGUGAUAAAAUACUAUCGUCGAAGCAAGAAGAGGUUGUUAUUAUUCCCGAUGGUCCCUUAUACCAAGUGCCUUUUCCCGCUUUACAAGAUCCUCGCACGGGAAAGUAUUUAUCAGAGACAAAGCGCAUUAGACUUGCUCCUUCAUUAGCGACUUUAAAGCACUUUGAAGACUUCCCAACAGACCAGACCAGCGAUGCCAAGCCUUUGAUUAUUGGUAAUCCWUUGGUUGGGAAGGUAAUGAUGGAUGGAGAAGAACAGGAUAUUGACGGUUUGCUGGGUGCACAAGCAGAAGCAAUCGUAAUAGCUUAUAAACUUGGUGUUAAGCCWCUAAUAGGCGAAGCAGCCACAAAGCAGGCUGUCCUAGAGAAACUACAAAAAGGGGUAUCUGUGGUUCACAUUGCUGCACAUGGUAUCCUAUCAAAAGCUACCAUCGUACUUGCACCCUCUCCUGAUGCAAGAGCAACAAAGAUCCCAGAUGAAGAAGAUUACAUGCUGACCAUGGCUGAUGUACAGAAGGCUCAAGUACGUGCACAGUUAGUUGUGUUAAGCUGCUGUCACAGUGGACGUGGUGAAAUCAGAGCUGAAGGAGUAGUUAGCAUGUGUCGAGCCUUUCUAGCGUCAGGUGCUCGUGCAGUGGUAGCGUCUCUGUGGGCCAUCGAUGACCAUGCAUCACUCGAUUUCAUGACAUCGUUUUAUGGUAAUCUGAAAAAUGGGAAAAGUGCCAGUACGAGUCUACAGCUGACAAUGAACGAGAUGAGAAACACUUCCAAGUAUACAGAUCCAAAAUACUGGGCGCCAUUUUUUAUCAUGGGUGAUGAUAUAACGCUCAAAAGCGUGUUUGUUAAAUGAUAGAGCAGAUAACGAAUGAGUGGACAUGUUAUAGACUACAAAUAUA
Actinia tenebrosa (Australian red waratah sea anemone) is the source of this 4475-nucleotide messenger RNA. RefSeq names its product tetratricopeptide repeat protein 28-like. The record is from RefSeq and is a predicted model, not a curated record. Lineage: Eukaryota; Metazoa; Cnidaria; Anthozoa; Actiniaria; Actiniidae.